AUGUUUUCUAAAAUCUGGCUACUUUUGUUUGUGCUAUAUGUUGUGCCGGAUUCCUCAAAUGGCCAGAAAGCAAAACAUUUCUUCAGACCAGACUACACAUACAUAGAAGCAACGCAGAGUUUUUAUAAGUUCCAUAGAACUCCAUUGCCGUGGUUGGAAGCUAAGGCGAGGUGUGCACUCGAGGGAGCCAUCUUGUUUCAUCCCGAAGAUAGUGCUGAAGCUCAGGUCGCGAUCUCGUUUUGGAACGCAACCCAACCUGCUAUAAACGGGAUAUAUUUGGGAUUAUCAGAUAUGAUAUCAGAAGGAGACUUUGUGACUGUUGAUGGCAAACCUGUGGGUGAUGUGUACAGCAACUGGUUAGCAAAGCAGCCAGAUAAUCACCAGGGCGAGGACUGUGCCUCCAUGAAUCAGGACGGUGUCAUGAAUGAUGUCCUGUGCAGCGGUCGCCACAGCUUCAUGUGUAAGAAGCAUUUGGAGUCGCUGCAGUGGAACCCUAGCUGCAAUAUGUCCAAUCUAGAUUAUACGUUGGAUGCGAAAUCUGGUAAAUGUUUUAAGCUACACACAACGCCAAUGGAUUGGACUGAGGCAUUCACGGCGUGCAGUGCAGAAUUGACCAACUUAGCAGUAAUUAAUAACCAAGAAGAAGCAAAUUACAUCAAAAAGCUCAUGGACAGUGUACCAGCUCAAAAGAUCGGAGGCAACUAUGUUAGGGGAAUGUUUCAUAUGGGGUACCAUAACAGACUGAACGAGGGAUGGACGACGGUUAAAGGCACAAGAUUGAAUGAAAAUAGCACCGUGUUCUGGGGAGGGUCCGUGCCUGACGACAAUGACUCCCAGCAGUGCGGUGCAAUGUUCUACACCGGCCGACUGACUCCCGUCAACUGCAGCCACAGGAGUCUGUUCGUUUGUGAACAUCAAGUCGACUGCCUGACCAUGGCAGAGCAAUAACUUGUCCAUUUAGAAAACAUUCAAAUCAGUUAUUGUAGUUUAAUUAACUAUUUGGUAUGAAUACAAUCUACAACUGCC
Molecule: messenger RNA, 1026 nt
Organism: Helicoverpa zea (corn earworm)
Lineage: Eukaryota; Metazoa; Arthropoda; Insecta; Lepidoptera; Noctuidae
Product: macrophage mannose receptor 1-like
Exons: 5
Coding region: 1-948 (315 amino acids)
Source: RefSeq, a predicted model, not a curated record